AUGCCUAAAAAACCUGUGGAUGCAAAUAAACCUCGGGGUCCAAUAACAGCUUAUGCAUUAUUUGUUCGUACAUGUCGAGAUGAAUUACGUCGAAAAUAUCCUCAGUUAACUGUUGAUUAUAAUGUUAUUACAAGAAAAUGUUCUGAACGUUGGAAAGCAAUGAAUGAAAAUGAAAAAAGACGUUUUAAUGAAACAGCUGAUUUACAACGUAAACGAUAUAAAGAAGAACUUGCUACUUAUCAGCAAGAACAAUCAGCUAAAUUACUGCAACAACAAUCGGUUGCAUCAUCAAUAUUACUUCAAACACCAUCAGCACAAUAUCUUGUUGAACCAUCACAACAACAACAACAGCAUACAUUAAUUAUGCCAACAUCAGCACAACAUACAAUUGUGAAUACACCGAAAAAAAUAACAAAAAAACGUGAACGUAAACCAAAAGAUCCGCUUGCACCAAAAAAACCAUUAUCAGCUUAUUUUCUUUUUUGUGCUGAUGAACGACCGAAAGUUCAUGGUUCACAAUCAGGCAUGUCAGUUAGUGAUGUCGCACGUGAACUUGGUACUCGAUGGAAGAACGCACCUGCUGAAUUAAAAACAAAAUAUGAACAAGCAGCAUGUGAAAAGAAAAAUGUUUAUCAAGCUGAAAUGGCAAUAUAUAAACAUCAAACAUCAACGGGUUCAUCACCACCUGAAACUCCUCAAACACCUUUGACACCUCAUGAUUAUCAAUCGACAUUUUCUUCCUUACCUAUUCAACAAUCUUUACAAUUACAAUUUGAUACAAAUGAUACAAAUGAUAAUUAUUCCGAAUUUGAUAUAUUAACAAAUGGAAAUAAUGAUCACCUAUAA
Molecule: messenger RNA, 846 nt
Organism: Adineta steineri
Lineage: Eukaryota; Metazoa; Rotifera; Eurotatoria; Adinetida; Adinetidae
Source: the annotation of a GenBank genome assembly